AUGGAAGAGGACACUCCGACACUAAAGCCCAGGCGAAUCCAAAAUCAAAAUGUGGUCCAUCGGCUUGAGAGACGGAGGAUCUGUUUGGGUCGACCAGGGGCUCACUGGUACAGAGUCCGCUGUUUUCACCAAAAUCUCUUCCCCAACUUCACUGUGGUCAACGUAGAGAAGCCUCCGUGUUUUCUCAGGAAGUUUUCCCCGGAUGGGCGCUGUUUUAUCGCCUUCUCCUCUGAUCAGACAUCCUUGGAGAUUUACGAAUACCAGGGCUGUCAAGCAGCUCAGGAUCUGCUCCGCGGUCAGGAUGGAGAGACACUGCUCACGGCCAAUGACCAGCGCUCACUCAACAUCCGUGGCCGACUGUUCGAGCGAUUUUUUUCAUUGCUCUACGUCACAAAUGUGGCUUCAAACGGAGAGCACCUCAACAGAGAGUGCAGCCUGUUCACGGACGACUGUCGCUAUGUCAUCGUGGGCUCAGCAGUCUAUGUGCCAGAAGAUCCACCACCGUAUUUCUUUGAGGUCUACAGAAACAAUGAGUCUGUGACCCCCAAUCCACGCUCUCCUCUUGAAGACUACUCCCUGCACAUCAUUGACCUCCACACGGGACGUCUCUGCGACACCAGGUCCUUUAAGUGCGACAAGAUCAUUCUGUCUCACAACCAGGGGCUCUACCUCUACCGCAACAUCCUGGCUGUGCUGUCAGUGCAGCAACAAACAAUUCAUGUUUUUCAGGUGACUCCAGAAGGGACCUUCCUGGACGUUCGAACAAUCGGCCGCUUCUGUUACGAGGAUGACCUCCUCACUCUGUCCGCUGUGUACACGGAGGCUCAGGCUGAAAGCCAGCCCGGGUUUCCUCGCCUCUACACAGACAAAACCAUCAACUCGCUCAAGCACAGGCUCCUAGUUUAUCUGUGGAGAAGAGCCGAGCAGGAUGGGAGCGCCACUGCCAAGAGGAGAUUCUUCCAGUUUUUUGAUCAGCUGAGGCGUCUCCGGAUGUGGAAGAUGCAGCUGUUGGACGAGCAUCACCUCUUCAUUAAAUACACCAGUGAAGACGUGGUCACGCUCCGAGUCACCGACCCCUCACAGCCGUCAUUCUUUGUGGUAUACAACAUGGUGUCCACAGAAGUGUUGGCGGUCUUCGAGAACACUUCAGAUCAGCUGCUGGAGCUGUUUGAGAAUUUCUGUGACCUCUUCAGAAACGCUACCCUCCACAGUCAAGCCGUGCAGUUCCCCUGUUCAGCCUCCUCCAACAACUACGCCCGCCAGGUCCAAAGAAGGUUUAAAGACACCAUAGUAAAUGCAAAGUAUGGCGGCCACACUGAGGCGGUGCGGCGGCUCCUGGGUCAGUUGCCCAUCAGCGCACAGUCCUACAGUAGCAGCCCGUACCUGGAUCUCUCACUCUUCAGCUACGACGACAAGUGGGUGUCAGUGAUGGAGCGGCCUCGCACCUGUGGAGACCACCCCAUCAGAUUUUAUGCCAGAGAUUCUGGACUGUUAAAGUUCAAGAUCCAGGCUGGUCUACUGGGACGUCCUGUGAACCACGCUGUGCGGCGCCUGGUGGCCUUCACCUUCCACCCAUUUGAACCCUUUGCCAUCUCUGUCCAGCGCACCAAUGCUGAAUAUGUGGUCAACUUCCAUGUGAGACACGUGUGUGCUGGUCACUCAACCUCCAGCCUCCUCCCUCCGGCAGCAUUGCAGCAAUUCCGCCUUUUCCUCUUCCCCCCCUUCGCCGGCAGAACAAAGAGGAGCUGUAGGAAGGAGAGUCUGGAAUAA
Molecule: messenger RNA, 1770 nt
Organism: Knipowitschia caucasica
Lineage: Eukaryota; Metazoa; Chordata; Actinopteri; Gobiiformes; Gobiidae
Source: the annotation of a GenBank genome assembly